Molecule: messenger RNA, 1928 nt
Organism: Aphanomyces astaci
Lineage: Eukaryota; Oomycota; Saprolegniomycetes; Saprolegniales; Verrucalvaceae
Exons: 5
Coding region: 1-1791 (596 amino acids)
Biological process (GO): peptide catabolic process; proteolysis
Cellular component (GO): cytoplasm
Molecular function (GO): zinc ion binding; metalloaminopeptidase activity; peptide binding
Source: RefSeq, a predicted model, not a curated record
AUGCUCGCGAUUCCAGACUUUAACGCAGGGGCCAUGGAGAACUGGGGCGUUGUCACAUACCGUGAGAUGCGGUUGCUGAUUGACGACCAAGCCAGCAGUUUGGCGCAAAAAACUGCGACAGCGCGCACCGUGUGCCACGAACUGGCGCAUCAGUGGUUUGGCAACUUGGUGACGAUGGAGUGGUGGACCGAGCUGUGGCUAAACGAAGGGUUUGCGCGCUUUAUGGAGUUUGAAGCGGUGCAUGACAUCUUCCCCGAGUGGAAUGUCUGGGGCAGCUUCGUGCAGGACAUCACCCUCGCCACGGCCAUGAAGAAGGAUGCGAUGGAGUCGUCGCAUCCGAUUGAAGUGGUGGUGCACCAUCCGGAUGAAGUGGACCAGAUCUUUGACGUGAUUUCGUAUGCCAAGGGCGCGUCGGUCAUUCGCAUGUUGGCGAAUUUCAUUGGCAUUGACAAGUUUUACGUUGGCAUGCACAAUUACUUGACCAAUUUUGCCUAUGGCAAUGCCAAAACGGUCGACUUGUGGCACGCGCUGGAAGCGGCGUCGGGAUUGGAAAUCACGGCGAUGGCACAUACGUGGACGACGCAGAUGGGGUUUCCCGUCGUCACGGUGACGAAAGACGGGUCCAUUGUCACCCUCGAGCAACAGCGCUUCUUGGCCAACGGAUCCACGGACGCCGUGAGUAAGUGGGACGUCCCGAUCACGUUCACUACCCCCACGAACGGCGUUCAGAACGCCGGCAUCUGGACGGCGUCCCAGCCAUCCAUUGCGUUGGACGUUGGUGCUGCGCCGUGGGUCAAAGUAAACGCAGCUCAGACAGGGUUCUACUUAGUCAACUACCCGUCGGAUCUGUGGACGUCGUUGAAGGCGCCGGUGGCGGCACUGGCGCUGGACACGGUGGACCGCGUGUCGCUUCUCCACAGCAUCUUCGUGCUCGCGCGCGCCGGGUUGGUGCUCACCACGGACGCGCUCCAGUUCUCUCAAGCGUAUGCCAAUGAACCCGAGUACUUGGUGUGGAAGGAGCUGUCGGAGAACUUGGCCGUGUACCUGCGUCUGUUCAAGCACGAGUCGUGGUUCCCGUCGUUUCAAGCGUACAUUCAGCAGCUGUACGCGGCUGUGAUGAGCCAGUUGACGUGGGACGCGCGCCCGACGGACCAAGACCUGACCAGCAACUUCCGCCGCGACGUGAUUGCCAUACUGGCGGCGGCCAACGACCCCGCCGUGGUGGCGGAAGCCUCGGCGCGCUUCCACGCCGCAGUUGCCGCCCCGGCCUCGCUCUCGGCCGACUUGCGCUCGAUCGUGUACAGCAUCCACGUGCGCAAAACGUCCGAGCCCGACGCUGCGUUUGCACACCUUCUAAAUGUCUAUGAAACCAGCGAUUUUAUCGAGGAAAAGCUGCACGUGCUGGGCGCAUUGGGUCGGUUUCCGUCUGUGCAGCUCAAGACCCGCGCGUUGGAGUGGGCUGUGGCGGGAGGUGUCCGUAGCCAGGACAUCCACAGUGUGUUUGGCAGUGUCGCAGCCGACGGGUCCACUGUCGCAUGGGAGUAUGUUCAGGCCAAAUGGGAUGCUUUGAGCGCACAGUACUCGCAGAUCGUCGUGGGUCGCAUCCUAUGUGUGUCCAUCGCCAACUUCCAGACGGAACAAGCUGCCGCGGCGGUCGAAGCGUUCUUGGUCGGCCGCCCUCAAGGCGCAUUUGCCCGCCCGCUGGCGUCGGUCCUUGAAAACAUCCGCACCGGGGCCGCCAUGUACGCCCGCGAUGUGACGCCGUUGGCAGCGUGGAUCCAAACGCUGUAAUAUGUAUGGUUAAUUCCGGUGAAACAUGCAACUAUUUGGGGUGGUUUGACCCUAUGACGUGAAGUGGCAAUAAAUCGACCUCACGAUUUGAUUCGCCGAAAAUACCUUAAUACAGCCAAUCAAAAAUUGUUUCCCUG